Exophiala bonariae is the source of this 1701-nucleotide messenger RNA. RefSeq lists its product as uncharacterized. Gene Ontology annotation, cellular component: membrane. Lineage: Eukaryota; Fungi; Ascomycota; Eurotiomycetes; Chaetothyriales; Herpotrichiellaceae. Bases 1 to 1701 code for a protein of 566 amino acids. The record is from RefSeq and is a predicted model, not a curated record. Gene Ontology annotation, molecular function: serine-type endopeptidase activity. The transcript has 2 exons.
AUGCACAAUGCCGGAACGGUAGUACUGCGCUCAGCAAGCAGUUGUCUGCACUUCUCAUCAUACCAGCUACUCCCUCGACCAUUCCAAUCCGGGUCCUGCCCUUCACCCACCUCGAUCCUUAAGCGUCUCUGUACUAGCAAUCUGCCCUCAAAUACUGCUUUUGCUACCAUUCAUCAUGGUGUGCAGCGAAGGGCUUUCUCACAAUCCUUCCGGACUAGCUUCUGGACAUCUCCUGUCCUCCAACUUCUCAAACCCUAUGGCUCAGGUGACAAGCCCGAGCGAGGGCUAAAGUUCGACAGUGGUGAUCUGAGUUCAGCAAAACUCGAUCGCAUAUUUCGCCGUAAUGCUCCUCCGACGAGAGUUGGCAAUCGUCUAUUGCGGAUCUUGCACGGCCGGCGCACCGAUGGGACGUUGGACCUUCCACUGCCUCGAGACCUCGAAGAAGACCUGGAGGAUUAUCCAGAGGCUGUAGAUGCUGGACUACGGUAUCUCCGAAAAGCAGUCCCCAUGGAUGAGGAUGCAGCCAUCAUGGCGCGAAUUGAAAGAGAAGAAGCAGCCACAGAGAAAGACAAUCCUUCAGAAUUGAUGCAGAGAGGUCAAGAUCUGGGGUUAUAUCGCGGUCCUCAAAGUGGACACUUUCAUGCCGAGCUAAGUGAUCGAAAAGGCGACGUUUACGGUCGCAGUGAAUUGGAUCGCAUGCGAGCUGAGAACAUAGCACGUGCAGAGGAGGAAGAAAGGGAAAUGGAAGAGCAGAUCAACAAGCAAACCGUCAAAGCACAGGAGGAGCAGACCAAAGCCCUUGCACAGAGACCGGACCAAGGUCUGACCUCUGCGCAGGAAGUGAGGCCGCCAAAUGAGUUUGAGAAGUGGAGGCUCAAGGCCAGGAAUCGAGCAUCGACGAAAAUGACGGAAGAGUCGCCUGAAAUUACACAGAUGCCGUUCCUGAAGCGAGUAUUGCCUUCAUUCAUCCUGGCCUCCGUUCUAACGACUGGGUGCUAUUUCCUUUCACAAUACUGGGAGCGACCUCAGAACGUGGAAAGAUUUAUGCCCAAUGUCUCAUUGUCCUGGGCAACGAUCAGUACAAUCAUUGGACUCAAUGUCGCAGUGUUCUUUGCCUGGAGGUGGCCUGGCUGCUGGGUUGCUCUCAACAAAUAUUUCAUCAAUGUCCCCGCCUAUCCUUAUGCGUUGAGCUUACUGGGGAGCAUGUUUAGUCAUCAAACACUGGGUCAUCUGGUAAUGAACAUGAUCCCCUUGGCUAUGUUCGGACUCCCGUUGCACGAAGAAGUCGGCAGAGGGACUUUUCUGGCAAUUUACUUCGCAUCUGGUCUGGUUGGAGGCUUUGCUAGUCUCACACGAUAUGCCGUGCAGAGGGUAUUUGCAGUGACGACGCUUGGAGCCAGUGGAGGCGUGUUUGGCGUAGUCGCUGCGUAUCUUGUCCUCCAUGCAGAGGGCAAGUUUUCACUCAUACUCUUACCGAAGGAGUUGACCGAGAAACUCAAUCUCGAGGGGCUCACCCUUUUGGGAUUGCUAUUCUUGUCACAGUUGUAUGGAUUCUUCCGACCUGCGAGGACCAUCUCUUAUACCGACCAUCUUUUUGGCAUGAUGGUAGGAACCGGUAGUGCUCUAUGGUGGAAGAACAGCCAGCAACGCAGGAGGGACGCUCAGAGAAAGGGCUUCUGGAAUCGUGGACUGGGAAGGUAG